This is a messenger RNA of Peromyscus maniculatus bairdii (prairie deer mouse), 1753 nucleotides long. RefSeq names its product F2R like thrombin or trypsin receptor 3 (gene F2rl3). The record is from RefSeq and is a predicted model, not a curated record. Gene Ontology annotation, biological process: positive regulation of Rho protein signal transduction; thrombin-activated receptor signaling pathway; phospholipase C-activating G protein-coupled receptor signaling pathway. Lineage: Eukaryota; Metazoa; Chordata; Mammalia; Rodentia; Cricetidae. Gene Ontology annotation, molecular function: thrombin-activated receptor activity. Gene Ontology annotation, cellular component: plasma membrane.
UGCUCUCUCCUGGGGCUCCGGAAGCUGGGGGCGGGAGGACAAGGCAGGAAGCCCCAGGCUACAGCCAAGAAGUGGAGUCUGACCCUGGCAGCAUGUCCUGGCUGCUGCUGUGUCCACUGGUGCUGCGGCUCAGCCUGGCAGAGGGCACCCAGACCCCCAGCUUCUAUGAUGAUGGAGAGACUACCGGGGGAGGCCAUGAAGGCACUGUGAGUGUCACGGACCCAGCCCAGCUUCACCCACGAGGCUUCCCGGGCAAGUUCUGUGCCAACGACAGUGACACGCUGGAGCUCCCCGCCAGCUCUCAGGCACUGCUGCUGGGGUGGGUCCCCACGAGGCUGGUGCCUGCCCUCUACGGGCUGGUGGUGGCCGUGGGGCUGCCAGCCAAUGGACUGGCACUGUGGGUGCUGGCCACGCGGGUGCCCCGCCUGCCAUCCACCGUCCUGCUCAUGAACCUCGCGGUUGCGGACCUGCUGCUGGCCCUGGUGCUGCCACCACGCCUGGCCUACCACCUGCGUGGCCAGCGCUGGCCCUUUGGGGAGGCUGCCUGCCGGAUGGCCACAGCUGCUCUCUAUGGCCACAUGUACGGCUCAGUGUUGCUGCUAGCUGCGGUCAGCCUGGACCGGUACCUGGCCCUGGUGCAUCCUCUGCGAGCGCGUGCAUUGCGCGGCCGGCGCCUGACCGCUGGGCUCUGCUCGGUGGCCUGGCUCUCGGCAGCCGCCCUAGCCCUGCCUCUCACUCUGCAGCGGCAGACCUUCCGGCUGGCUGGCUCCGAUCGCAUGCUGUGUCACGAUGCGCUGCCCCUGGCGGAGCAGACCUCCCACUGGCGACCGGCCUUCACCUGCCUGGCUGUCCUGGGUUGCUUUCUGCCGCUGCUGGCCAUGGGCCUGUGCUAUGGGGCCACCCUGCGUGCACUGGCGGCCAGCGGCCAGCGCUAUAACCACGCACUCAGACUGACAGCCCUGGUACUGGCCUCGGCUGUGGCCUCUUUCACACCCAGCAAUGUGCUGCUGGUGCUGCACUAUUCGAACCCAAGCCCCGAGGCCUGGGGCGAUCUCUAUGGAGCGUAUGUGCCCAGCCUAGCACUCAGCACCCUCAACAGCUGCGUGGACCCUUUCAUCUACUACUAUGUGUCCCAUGAGUUCAGGGACAAGGUACGCGCCAUGUUGUGUCGCCAGCCAGAGACCAGCAGCUCUUCUCAGGCCUCCAGAGAGGCUGGAAGCCGAGGGACUGCCAUUUGCUCCUCUACACUUCUGUGACAGGUGGUUGAGGCGGGAAGGGGGGCAUUUGGGGUUGACCAGAUCUCCCCUUUAACUGCAUCCCUCCUGAACCCUCAGGACAUGACCUUAUUUGGAAAUACAGUUGGUGUGGCCGUCAUUAGUGGAGCUGAGGUCCGUGGAAGAAGGCGGAGGCCAAUGCCCUUGAAAAAGAGGAGCAAUGAUCCCAGUGCUAUGCACCUGUCACUGUGGAGGGAAGAGGACUAGGAGCUCAGGGUUAUCUUUGACUACAUAGUGAAUUCAGAGCUAGCCUGGGCUAUGUGAAACCCUGUCCUUAAAAAAAAAUACAGUAACAGAGCACAAGAAUGUGUAACUAUGGAGGCAGAGAAGAGUUAUGAGGCUACAAGUCAAGGGAUGCUGAGGGUGGCUGGGGUCAUUAGAACCCAUAAGUGAGACAAUUUCUCCCUCGAAGCCUCAGAGGAACCCACCCCUGGACACCCUGAUCUUGUCAAGGAGACUCUUAGAACUGUGAGCCAAUA